Molecule: messenger RNA, 1188 nt
Organism: Paramisgurnus dabryanus
Lineage: Eukaryota; Metazoa; Chordata; Actinopteri; Cypriniformes; Cobitidae
Gene: slc35d4
Product: transmembrane protein 241
Source: RefSeq, a predicted model, not a curated record
GAAGUACAAAUAAUAUGACAGUAUCAGGAUAUCAGAAUAGCUGUAUAAGAAACUUUUUAAGUUAUUAAUGCAUCAAGUCCAAUGAAUGUAGCUCGAGUGAUCCUUGCUUUAGUAUUCUGCACUAUUUUUACUCUGUCAUGUUUCACAAAUAAGUAUGUCCUGUCUGUCUUGAAAUUUACAUUUCCAACCAUUUUUCAGGGGUGGCAAACCUUAACAGGAGCUCUAUUGCUACUGGUUAUCUGGAAACUGGGUUUGGUGGAAAUCAAUGGGUUAUCCAGAUCUGCGGUGUUUUCCCAUCUUCCUGGGUCUUUCUUAUUUAUUGGAAACAUUUAUGCUGGGUCCAAAGCAUUGUCACUUUUGCCCAUUCCUUUCUUCUUUGUGUUACAAAAUGUGUCAGAGAUCUUUCCGUUUCUCACUGCAAUCAUUACUCAAAGAGAGAAGGAAGCCUCAUGGAUGAAAGUAUUAAGUGUUUUUAUGUUGCUGGGUUCUGCUACCAGCCUGAUUUUCUACAAUCCUCGGUUUGGUCCCACACAUGGUGGCUACACAUGGGCAUUCAUUCAUCUAUUCUGUGUUGGCACUUAUAAAAUCUUCCAGAAGAACACAAAGACCAGCCACCUUAGUGAUUUGGAAGAGCAGUUCAUUAACUAUGUGAUCAGUGCAUUUUUACUCGCAUCCCUUGCACACACAACAGGGGAUCUCUCUGGUGCCUUGGAUUUUCCUCUUCUGACCUCAUACAGCUUUCAGACUGGCUGCUUGGGCAGUGCUAUAUUUGGCUUUCUUCUGAUGCUGGUGACGGUGAAGUUGAGGAGCGGUUUACCUCAGGAACACUGUGGGCUGUUGUUCUUCCUGGCCAAGGUAUUGGCUUCAGGUCUUUCCUCAUUUGUUACCACAUUCAACACUGUGGUGGUCAGUCCUGCAACAUUAUUCUGCAUCAUCUUGAACUACACCGGCGAGGCCUUGUUUCUGUAUUCUGAUAGACUUCAAUAAGAUUGCGAGAAGAAAGCAUUCAGUGCCUUUAAAGAUUCAUCCAUCAGUCUCUUUAUUCUGAACUCUUUCAUCUGUAAACUUGACAGUACACGGACCAAAAAUGACCAAAAUAUAUGCAGUUCUCGCCUUAUGAGAUUCUUAUAUUCCUCAAAAAAUCCUAAAAUUAUAAUAAGAUUCAUAGAGCUUGUCAGUGCUGUAUGU